Anopheles maculipalpis is the source of this 612-nucleotide messenger RNA. RefSeq names its product calcium load-activated calcium channel. Gene Ontology annotation, biological process: endoplasmic reticulum calcium ion homeostasis. Gene Ontology annotation, cellular component: endoplasmic reticulum; endoplasmic reticulum membrane; cytoplasm. The transcript has 4 exons. The coding region runs from base 37 to 588 and encodes 183 amino acids. Lineage: Eukaryota; Metazoa; Arthropoda; Insecta; Diptera; Culicidae. The record is from RefSeq and is a predicted model, not a curated record. Gene Ontology annotation, molecular function: calcium channel activity.
GCUCAUAACGACCAUCCCUCGCCAGCCUCGCCAAAGAUGUGGGCCGAUACGCUGCUGAUAGUUUUCAUCUCCAUUUUCACCGCCCUGCUGGGAGAAGGUCUCACCUGGGUGAUGGUUUAUCGUACGGAAAAGUACCAAAAGCUUAAGGGAGAAGUUGAAAAGCAGAGCAAAAAAUUGGAAAAGCGAAAAGAAACUCUUGGCGAUUCUCUAGAUAAAAACCAUAAAAAGAAAAUUGAACGCGAUGAAGAGAAGCUAAAGAACAACAACCGUGAUCUGUCGCUGGUGAAGAUGAAGUCGAUGUUUGCAAUCGGUUUUGCGUUCACUGCACUGCUCAGUAUGUUCAACAGCAUUUUCGAUGGACGAAUCGUCGCCCGCUUACCGUUCGUGCCAAUCUCGUGGAUCCAGGGACUGAGCCACCGGAAUUUGCCUGGUGAGGAUUACACCGAGUGUUCGUUCAUCUUCCUAUACAUCCUCUGCACGAUGUCAAUCCGGCAGAAUAUUCAAAAAAUGCUUGGCUUUGCACCAUCGCGUGCCGCAAGCAAGCAAGCAGGCGGAUUGUUCGGUCCUACGCCGGGUCAGUUUAAGUAAUGAGGCCAUUUUCUCUGUUCUUUC